Molecule: messenger RNA, 1849 nt
Organism: Megachile rotundata (alfalfa leafcutting bee)
Lineage: Eukaryota; Metazoa; Arthropoda; Insecta; Hymenoptera; Megachilidae
Gene: Adck1
Product: aarF domain containing kinase 1
Biological process (GO): lipid homeostasis; mitochondrion organization; protein phosphorylation
Cellular component (GO): mitochondrial inner membrane
Molecular function (GO): ATP binding; protein kinase activity
Source: RefSeq, a predicted model, not a curated record
CUGAAUUAUUUGUGAAAUUUAGUAAUAAUUUCUGAUUUUAAAAACAAAAGUGCAGUGCAUAAAUUUUUGAUCGUGAUUUCGUUUAAAUUACGUACGGAGAAUUAUAGAAUUAUUGAAGAAAAAAGAAUUUCAUUCCAUAUUCACAAUACGUCUGACAAAAAUCUUAUUUGAUUUUUAAUCCAUAAUGUUUAUAUCUAAAAGAUUGUUAAAAGGAACAGCGAUUGGAAUAAUUGGAUUGGGUACGCUGGCAUCUUUAAGAGCAAAUGAAUAUGAUUUAGGAUCUAUAGGUAUUGUACGAUUAGGACGUGCCGCAAUUACUGUUUUCAUAAUUGGGAGACAUUAUAAAAAUGAACUAUAUGGUAGUAACCUAAACUCAAAUACUCAAGAAUAUUUAGAGUUAAAGUCAAAAGUACAUAAAUAUGGAGCAGAAAAGCUUCUGGAACUUUGCUGUGCCAAUAAAGGUGUUUAUAUAAAAGUAGGCCAACAUAUCGGUGCAUUAGAUUAUUUAUUACCAUCAGAAUAUGUUCAUACCAUGCGAGUAUUGCACAGUUCUGCACCGCAAUCAACAUUUAAAGAUGUACUCACUGUAAUUAAGGAAGAUUUUAAGAAAGAUCCAUAUGAAAUAUUUGAGAGUAUUGACUCCAAACCUUUGGGUACUGCCAGUUUAGCACAAGUUCACAAAGCUGUACUAAAAAAUGGUGAUGUUGUUGCUGUUAAAAUUCAACAUCGAGCAGUUAAAACUAACUCUUAUGUAGAUAUUAAAACCAUGUCAGCUUUAGUAAAAAUAACAUCAUUAAUAUUUCCAGAUUUUAAAUUUGAUUGGCUUGUAGAUGAAACUAAAAAGAAUAUUCCCAAAGAAUUAGAUUUCACUCAAGAAGGAAAAAAUGCAGAAAAAGUUCAAAAUAUAUUUUCACACUAUCACUGGUUAAAAAUACCAAGAAUAUAUUGGGAAAUUUCAUCAUCACGGGUUUUAACAAUGGAAUUUAUUGAAGCAGGUCAAAUUAAUGACCUGAAAUACAUUCAAGACAAUAAUUUAAAUCCCUAUGAAGUUAGCAGUAAAUUAGGCCGACUUUAUAGCCAUAUGAUAUUUAUUGUUGGUUUUGUACACUCUGAUCCACAUCCUGGUAAUGUUUUAGUCAGAAAUAAAAAUAAUGAAGCAGAAAUCAUACUAUUAGAUCAUGGAUUAUAUGCCAAUCUUUCUGAUAAAUUUCGAUGGGAAUAUUCCAAACUCUGGUUAGCAAUAUUAGAUGGUAAUAAAGCUGCAAUGCAAACACACUGUGCAAAUUUAGGUGUUGCAGAUAUGUAUGGAUUGUUGGCUUGCAUGGUAUCAGGAAGAUCUUGGAACACUAUUAUGACUGGUGUACAGAAAACUAAAUAUGAUUCGCUAGAAAAACAAGAAUUUCAAAGAGAAAUACCAAACUUAUUACCUCAAAUUAGUCAUGUGUUAGAGAAGGUGAAUCGACAGAUGCUAUUAAUUCUUAAAACAAACGAUCUUAUGCGUUGUAUUGAAUAUUCUUUACAUACGGAAUCUAGAAUGUCCGGAAUGAUGGAAAUGUCAAAAUGUUGUAUACUUUCAGUAUACGGAGAAAAACUAAAAUCUUGUACCACUAGAUGGGCAAAAUGGAAAGUUUCUGUAUUUAAACAAUGGGCACUUUUUAAAUGGACAAUGUAUUACUUUUAUUUAGGGAUAUUAAAUUUCAAUAUAAAGGAUUCUGUAGAUUCAUUCAUGAAAAAUGAGUUUUAUGCGCUUUAACAAUACAUUACUUUUAGGAGAAAUAAAACAUAUUUCUUUAAAUUAAAUGAGUAAUCAUUGGAAUCGUAUAAUUAAAGAUUUUGUAGGUAAAAUUAA